UCUCUUUUUUCGAUAUCGCCUUUGCAUUGAGCGUUCAUGUUGUUCUACUCGUUCUUCAAGACGCUGGUCGACAAGGAAGUGGUCGUCGAGCUCAAGAACGAUCUCUGCAUCACUGGCACACUGCACUCGGUCGACCAGUUCCUCAACAUCAAGCUCCUCGACAUUUCCGUCGCCGAGCCCGAAAAGUAUCCCCAUAUGGUCUCGGUCAAGACUUGCUUCAUUCGAGGAUCGGUUGUUCGAUAUGUUCGCCUCAACCCAGCAUUCGUCGACACAGAACUGCUCCAGGAUGCUUCGCGAAGGGAGGCUAACAACAUCAAGGGUGCGGCAUGAUGAGGCAUGCGCUCUGAACGAUGCGAACAAAUAAAAUGACACAAAUUCAACAUC
Molecule: messenger RNA, 384 nt
Organism: Capsaspora owczarzaki ATCC 30864
Lineage: Eukaryota; Filasterea; Ministeriida; Capsasporidae
Product: snRNP core protein SMX5
Exons: 3
Coding region: 37-330 (97 amino acids)
Biological process (GO): mRNA splicing, via spliceosome
Cellular component (GO): U4/U6 x U5 tri-snRNP complex; precatalytic spliceosome; Lsm1-7-Pat1 complex
Molecular function (GO): RNA binding
Source: RefSeq, a predicted model, not a curated record